This is a messenger RNA of Cylindrotheca closterium, 474 nucleotides long. Lineage: Eukaryota; Bacillariophyta; Bacillariophyceae; Bacillariales; Bacillariaceae. The record is from the annotation of a GenBank genome assembly.
AUGAGAAUCUCGGUUGCCGAAUUAUGGAUGGUUGGAAUCAUACUUGGUUUAUUUUUGUUGGCCAUGCUGUUUCUUGCCUGCUCCAUGAAUCCUCGUGAAUUGCUGGAUUGUUCCUUGUUUCGAUGUUGUUGGAGGAAUUCUACAACAACUGGUGGUGGUCGCUACUCGUACAGAUAUUCGAGAGCAACACGGAGACGAGGUGUCAAUCCUCGUUCCAGUGAUAAUCAUCAUCACGAUGAAGAUGAUGAAGGCGGAGUUGAUAUUACCUUUCCGACGAUUGAUGAGUAUAUUUUUGACUCGCAAAGUGGUGAAGCGGGCUUUGUAGCCAUGGAAGAGGGUGAUGACGAUGACGAUGAUGAGCGGGCAGCAGCAGGUAUGGGUACAAGACGACAACGACAACAACAACAACAACAACGACCCAUUACUAUGAAUCAUGUCUUUCCCGAUCUGUUGGCGGAUAAUGGAGAGGAAUAA